AUUUAUUCUUUGCUUGAGUUACCCCCGAAUCAGUUACCAUUCACUAAAGGGUACUAAUAGAGUUGUGUGUUGUAAAAGACAAAGCAAUUAAUAAUGGCAGAUUGGGGUCCGGUGGUGAUAGCGGUGGUGCUGUUCGUGUUUCUAAGCCCUGGUCUUCUGUUUCAAUUGCCAGGGAGGAACAGAUUGGUGGAGUUUGGGAACAUGCAAACCAGCGGGGUUUCAAUAUUGGUUCACACUAUCAUCUUCUUUGGCCUUAUUACAAUCUUUCUUAUUGCUAUUGGGGUGCAUAUCUACACUGGUUAAAUCACCGCAACUCUUUUAUUUAUGGGAAAAAUGUUUGCGUUUUUCAUUUUAUUCCUUUUUGUUAUGGUUUAAAUUUUAUGUUUUUCUUAUAAUUAAUUUAAGAGUAAGUGAUUGUUUUUUCACUUUUUCUCAUACUCAUGGAAUAUUCCUUGUACUUACAUCUUUUUAAAUGUUUAGAUUUCUUCGAGAUUC
Messenger RNA from Gastrolobium bilobum, 495 nucleotides. RefSeq lists its product as uncharacterized. The transcript has a single exon. Lineage: Eukaryota; Viridiplantae; Streptophyta; Magnoliopsida; Fabales; Fabaceae. Bases 94 to 303 code for a protein of 69 amino acids. The record is from RefSeq and is a predicted model, not a curated record.